This is a messenger RNA of Mastomys coucha (southern multimammate mouse), 613 nucleotides long. Its product is annotated as serine, glycine and glutamine-rich protein-like. Lineage: Eukaryota; Metazoa; Chordata; Mammalia; Rodentia; Muridae. The transcript has 2 exons. Bases 1 to 537 code for a protein of 178 amino acids. The record is from RefSeq and is a predicted model, not a curated record.
AUGGGUACUUUGAGACUGAUGAGACUUCCAGGAGAUUCCCCCCAUCUUUGCUUUCCCUCCUCCUUCUGGCAGGUCGGGCUUCCCAGCCUAGGGAGCAGCUGGGCUGGGGAAGGGGAGGGCGGGAGGGGGGCGGACAGUAAGGGAGGCGGGAGUCAGGUCGGUGCGCGCCGCGCCCGCUCCCGCCCGGGGAGAGUCCGGGCCGGGUUUUGCACCGGGUCCCCGGGCUCGUCUCACGGCCUCCAGCCGCCGCCGCUGCCGUGUUUACUGAGCUCGCGCGUCCUGAUAUCACUCCGCUGGCAUGGAGGAGGAGGAGGAGGUGGAGGAGCGCGAGGAGGAGGAGGAGGCGGCGGCGGCGAGCAGUUGAUCAUUGUGAUGGUGGCGGAGGCGGCGGCGGCAGCGGCAGCCUGGCCGAGCGUUAGUGGCUGCUCUCCGCGCGGCGUUUCGCAAAGGACUCCAGCGAUCUACUUUUGCAGUCGCCUCGGACUGUCCAUGUGUUUACUUGCCCAGCCCGAGGACUCGAUGUCUAGGCUCCUGUGAAAUGCAACUGAGCAGCCAAAGUACUUUGAGAACACGGGGCGGCAUAAACACCAAAACUUUUUUGUGGAAGGAAAAU